UGAUCAGCAGCAGCAUCCCUGCCUACAGCCCUGCUGCUGCUAUGGAAGUAGUGCCAGCCCUGCACUGAUUUACGGCUCUGCUGAAAAGGGCUUUUCUAGCAGCAUCAGCAACAAGUCCGAUUGGCUGAGGUGAUGCAACAGAAAACCUCUGAAGGAAGCAAGUCCGCGUGGCAGGACUCAUUGAGAAAUGGUAAUUUAUAUAAGCCUUUUCGUUGUCCACAAUGUGGAGAACAUGCACGUUUCAGGAGUCUCUCCUCUUUGAGGGCCCAUCUUGACUACAUGCACAGCUAUGAGGAAAGGUAUUUUUUGGGAAAGUCCGGACUUUUUUGCUCACUGAAAGAGACAGAUCUGGAGAACUUUAUAGGACCACUCGAUGAAACCCAGAUGGAAUCUAUCGACAAUGCCCUAAAUAAAAAGAGUGAAUCAACUUUUUGUGGGUUAAAAUAUGACAGCAAGAAGGACAGCAGUCCAAUACAGAUAUUAUCAGAAAGGCCUUCUCCUCUUGUGAAAAGUCCCUUCUCAGAUAAUUCUACAAAACAUCACAAAUAUGUCAUUGGAUAUCCCAUACAAAGUACAAAAUUUGAACUAGAGCCUCAAGAGAAGUCCGUGCUUAACCAGCUUACUGGAAAUGUUGACAAGAACAUAGAAAAGCAAAUCGAUAAACUCAAUAAAGAACUUUGUUAUAAAACAUCUGAAUUGUUGGAAGUGCGGGCUGCAUUUUUACAGCUUUCCCAGAAGAAGCAGGAAGUGCAGCACAGAGAAAGAGACCUUAGUCGACAGGUGGAUGUGGCUGUUGAGUUGAUCGCAGUCCUUCGUCAGAGACUGACAGAGUCUGAGCAGGAACUGCAGAGGAAAGAGGAAGAAGUGGUUUCUAUUAAUCACUUUCUGGAAGCAGCAGCCGAAAAAGAAUUCCGUGGAAAAAGGAGACUCCAGCAGUUUAUCGAGAACCUGCUUCAACGAGUUGAAUUUGCAGAGAAGCAGCUGGAAUUUUAUCAAAACCGACAGAUCAAAAACAAUCAGCCUAGUGCUGGGGAUGCUAUGGUUUUACAUGUUCAAGCUAACAGGAAAAACAAGUGCCAAAAUCGAGGCAGCUUCCACCAGGCAAAUAACGUGCACGAUGUCAAACCUCUGUCAGUGCAGAAAGGCCGUCCUCAUGUUAAUCGCAUGGGCAUCCAGCCGAUGAAAUUGUUACACGAGUACUCUGACUAUCCGCGAGAUCUGUGGAAGCCGCAGAAGAAGGGUGACACAUCAACUUCUGGCAGAAAAGUUUACAACAAGUCCAAGAUUGGCAAAAAGAUAGGCAUGUGUAAUAAUGGUUGUAAGUAAUGCUAAACUAAAAGGUUGUUUACAUUUUGUAAAAACAAAAAUGUCUUUUGGGAUUGAUGGGAACACUUCAGCUCUGUGAGAGGGGUGUACUACGUUUGUCCAGCGCUUGGAAUCCCGGCACCCAGCAUACCAGCACCAGGAUCCUGACCGCCAGAAUGCCGGUAGCGGGGCAAGUGCAAAAGAGCCCCUUGGCGUGCUACGCUAUUUAUUCUUCCUCCAGGGGUGUCGUGGACACCCCAAGAGGGAGAAUAGUUGUUGGUAUACCGGCUGUCGGGAUCCCGGCGCCGUUAUGCUGAGUCCCUGGAUCCUGACAGCCGUUAUAUCGAGUGCCACCCCUGUGAGACUUGUAACCUGUUAUGGCAACACGUAUCCACAUGCUGCUUUGUUGCCAAUAACUUAAAAAGAACAAAGAACUGUGCUACUGUGUGUUUGGAAUCUUUCUUAUGUACUUAUAUUUCAUAUGUUGCACAUAAAUUAUCACUACCUUGCUGUAAAGACUAUCAUAUAUAAUAUAUAUGUGUGCGUGUAUAUAUGUAUAUAUUUCUAUAAAUAAAAAAAGAAAGAAAGAGAGAAACGUUAAGAUCCUCUAUCUGGCAUCACAAUGCAUUUGCUUAGUAGCUUUUUUUUAAUAUAUGGAGUUAAUGAUAUUAGAAGCGUUAUCACCAUACCCAUACUUUACUUAUAUUAUACUUGCGGGAUUGCAUUAUAGUCAUUUGUUUGGCUGGCUGUACAUUCCUUAUUUUGUAUUCACUGAGCGUCUCAUGCAUAGAGGCCACUGGAUAGUCCUCUGACUGCCCAAAAGCAAGUACCAGAGCUUAUUGGCCACUGCAUGUUCAAUUAAUUUCAGGGACAUCCAGGGUCACUUGGGUUUUAAUUUCUGUUGUGCAAAUGCCAGUGUUCGCCCAUCAUAAAGGCUAAAAAGUCACUUUAUAAUAUGAAACUAUAGCCCUUUCUGCUUCCAACCAAUGCACUUUACCUGCUGAAAAGGCUUCUGUUGCUUUCCUUAUACUCUAAAUUAAGUAUGGGCGAUAUCUUUUCAGCAGCACCAAUGCUAAACAUUAGUUGGUUGAUCUUUGUAAAAAAUGUAAUUCUACCAACCAGCAGUUUUAGAGAAUGUCUUUGGAAAACCCCUUUUUUGUUCAGUCAUGUCCUUUUUGUUGCUUCUGGCCUGACUCUUGACAUCGGAAGAUUUAGGAUUUAUUGUAUCAAGUCUUGGAAAGAGAUCCAGGGGGGAAUUCAAAUGUUAUCGCACCCCUGAUUUCUCGUCUAAAGUGACGGGAAGAUAGAGGGCUGAUAUUCAAAUGCCCCCACUUGUCGCGCUAAUCGCGCACAUUACACUCUGGUUUAGGCGCGCAAUGCACCUAAACCCGAGCGCGAAAACACCUGUAUGGGCGCCCAAACAGGUCUCUUUACGUGCAUUUCAGCUCGAUACCCCCGGGGGUAGCAAUCUGAAAUGAACUUGUCGCACCCGUCGGCAGCAGCAUUUGGAUAGCUGCUGGUGGGCGCAAUUGCGUGCUAGGAAGGGGGGAGGCAUUUGAAUUCGGCUCAAAGUAUAGUAGUUUCCCAAAGCAACCAAUCAGCUGCUAAUUGUCAUUUACAAAGACUGUACUAGAUGAAUGACCAUUAGAAGCUGAUGGGCAACUUCUACACUUUAUUUCUUUCCAAGGCUUGACACAUCUCCCCCUUAAUAUGUUCUUAACUCUAAGGGGUAUAUUUACUUAAGUGUAGGUUUACAGAAGUUUACGUGUUGCCCAUAACAAUCAGAUUCUACUUAUUCAUCUAGCAUCUUCUAGACGAUAAUAGCUAGAAUCUGAUUGGCUGCUGUGGGCGACAUAUCCACUUCUAUAAACCCGCACUCUAGUAAAUAUAACCCUCAAAGAGUAAAGUUAUGAAAGCAAUGGCCUGCAAGUAAUAUGCUAAUGUUCUGUGUAGCGCUAAUGAGAUUCAGCUAGAGAUGGCUCUUAGCUUCAGGUAAUAGAGGAUGGGGGGAUGGGUUUGUAACUGAGCAGACUGGAAAUGAUAGCUCAUAUGAUUGUACUAAGAAUCUGCUCUUCAGCUCAAUCUAACAUCAUGUAUUUUUUCAGUAUAAUAUCCAUGUUUAGAGCUGUCACUUUCAGAUCAUUCAGUUUAGGGAGAAAAAUAAUCACAUUUCUGUUGCAAGGAAAUAUAAAUGAAUAAAUCAUUCAUUCCUUUUUCUUUGCGGUCCCCCCUCAUACAUAUACUGUGUUUAGCUGAGUUAAAUUAUCUAGAAAGAUAACCUUUAAAGGGUGAUAUCCAAUUAACCCCGGUAAAACAUUGAGUCCGAAAAACCGGCGUUUUUCAGACUUUUUUCCAAUGUUUCUCCGAUUUUUUUUUUUACAGGCUAUCCAGAUGGAUCGCCUGUAAAAAACAAACAAAAUAAAAACUCUUCUCCCGAAAACACACAGGUUCAGUGAAACCUGUGUGUUUUCGUGUGAAACAGCUGAAAACGGGGCUGUUUCCGGAGAUUCUGCUUCGCCUGCCGGAGGCAGGUGAAACAAAAUCCCAGAUAAGCCAGCGCGUGCUGCUCCUUAUCGGGGCUAAUUAGCUAGCGCCCGGCGGGACAGUUAGCCCCGGUAAUUUACCGGAGCUAAUUGGAUAUCCCCCUAAAUGUCUUACACAAGGCUGCUGUUUUCAUAAUAUUAUAUUUUGAUGAAUAUGCUCUAUUAAUGUCACAUGCUUGUUUUCGUUAAGAAACGUAUAUAAUAAUAAUAAUAAUAGUAAUGUGCCCCUAUUGUAAUUGAAAGGAUAUUAGGAGUUCCAUUACCUUAUAGUAAUGUACAUUAAGAGAUAUAUUAUGCAUUUGAAGUUUUGGUCUUUUUUUUAACAGACACAUCUGUAUUAUUUAUUAGUAAUACAGGUUGAGUAUCCCAUAUCCAAAUAUUCAGAAAUACGGAAUAUUCCGAAAUACGGACUUUUUUGAAUGAGAGUGAGAUAGUGAAACCUUUGUUUUCUGACGGCUCAAUGUACACAAACUUUGUUUAAUACACAAAGGUAUUAAUAAUAUUGUAUUAAAUGACCUUCAGGCUGUGUAUAUAAGGUGUAUAUGAAACAUAAAUGAAUUGUGUGAAUGUAGACACACUUUGUUUAAUGCACAAAGUUAUAAAAAAAUAUUGGCUAAAAUGACCUUCAGGCUGUGUGUAUAAGGUGUAUACGUGACAUAAAUGCAUUCUGUGCUUAGAUUUAGGUCCCAUCACCAUGAUAUCUCAUUAUGGUAUGCAAUUAUUCCAAAAUACGGAAAAAUCCGAUAUCCAAAAUACGUCUGGUUCCAAGCAUUUUGGAUAAGGGAUACUCAACCUGUAUCACUUUUUACAUACUGCCAGCAUACUGUAAAAUUGAAAGUAAAUACAAUAAUAAAGCAAGUGGUCUAGAUUUUAAAAUUCCAACAGGCGUGAGGCCUGCUCACAAGGCAACAAUACCAGAACCAGAGAUAGAGACACAUUUUAUUUAAUUGUGUUUUUUUACAUCCCUUUUUUAACCUCUUCAGGGACUUAUUUAUAAUUUUAGAGAUAUAAUUUUAAGAUUUUUUGUAAAUAUAUUUUAUUGAAAAUAUAAUAAAUUUCAAGUUAAAAAAAAUAUUGUUUUAUAUAUUGACCGAUUUAGUUAUAUUCAAACUUCAAUAAAGUUUUCCAAUUAAAAAUAACCGUUAAGUACCAGUAUCCCUGAAGAGGUGUGUAUUUAUUUUUAUUAACAUUAAUACACAUCUACUUCAUGUGUUAAUUGUGGCUAUUGGAUCAUGUAAAAAGGGGUGUAGUUAACAUGCCUGCAUAUGGGAUGCCGGUGGUCAGAAUACUGUCAGCAUUCUGACAGCUGUCCCGAUUCCGACGCCAGAAUCCCAACAGCUUCAGUCCCGAACGUAAGUUUGUCAGGAGUGCUAGGGUUAGGCUAUAGAUGGAUGGCUAGGGAU
This is a messenger RNA of Pseudophryne corroboree (corroboree frog), 5251 nucleotides long. RefSeq names its product zinc finger protein 365 (gene ZNF365). Lineage: Eukaryota; Metazoa; Chordata; Amphibia; Anura; Myobatrachidae. The record is from RefSeq and is a predicted model, not a curated record. Gene Ontology annotation, biological process: regulation of DNA strand resection involved in replication fork processing; regulation of double-strand break repair via homologous recombination; regulation of neuron projection development. Bases 133 to 1326 code for a protein of 397 amino acids. The transcript is spliced from 5 exons.